Solanum dulcamara is the source of this 2198-nucleotide messenger RNA. RefSeq names its product probable LRR receptor-like serine/threonine-protein kinase At5g10290. Bases 219 to 2033 code for a protein of 604 amino acids. Gene Ontology annotation, biological process: protein phosphorylation. NCBI's taxonomy places the organism in Eukaryota, Viridiplantae, Streptophyta, Magnoliopsida, Solanales, Solanaceae. The transcript is spliced from 12 exons. The record is from RefSeq and is a predicted model, not a curated record. Gene Ontology annotation, molecular function: ATP binding; protein binding; protein kinase activity.
ACUAAGAAAUGAUGUUAUGAAGCUUGGAAUUAACAAUCAAAAGUUCAAGUUUGUGUGUCAUUAGAUUUUCUUGAUUUUGGUGAAUUGAAAAGGAACUGAGUUGCCUUCUGAUUGAAAUUUUUUCUUUACCUCUGUGUACACAUGUUCGAAGAUGGUGUCUUAUGUCACAAUGAUAAAUUGCAACAAGGAUACUUGACAUAAGGUUCAAUAUCCAAAAGAUGGAACUGUUCUUUGCAAUUGUGAUAUUGGCAUAUCUCCACUCAUUUGUCUUACCUGAUGGGCAAGGAGAUGCACUGUACGCAUUGAAGAACUCAUUAAAUGCUUCAAAAGAUCAACUUGCUGAUUGGAACCAGAAUCAAGUUAGUCCUUGCACUUGGUCCAAAAUCACUUGUGAUGAUGAAGGCAAUGUCAUUAUGGUGUCAUUAUCAAGUAUGGGAUUCUCGGGCACUUUAACUCCCAGAAUAGGUGUUCUAAAGAAUGUGAAUACACUGUCCUUGCAAGGAAAUGGUAUAACUGGUAGAAUUCCCGAAGAGUUAGGAAAUUUAACAAGCUUGACAAUGUUGGAUUUAGAAAAUAACCGUUUUUUUGGAGAAAUACCAGCUUCGCUUGGUAAUCUUAAAAAGCUUCAGUCUCUGUUUUUGAGUCGAAACAAUCUUACGGGGACUAUCCCUCAGUCGCUUCCGGAUCUUCCCAACUUGAUGAGCCUUCAGCUUGGUUCCAACGGUCUUACUGGCCAAAUUCCUGAACAGUUGUUCCAACUUCCAAAAUACAAUUUUACAGGGAAUCAUUUGAAUUGUGGCUUAAAUCUCACUCAUCAUUGUGAAUCUGAUAGUGGAGGUUCUCCUAGUAAACCAAAGACUGGUCUCAUAGUUGGUAUUGCUGUUGGAUUUCUUGGACUUCUCCUUCUUGGGGGAUCUGUGUUGUUGAUUUGGAGGAGACGGCACAAAGGCUAUAGACAUGAAGUCUUUGUUGAUGUUGUAGGUGAGGUUGAUCGACGAAUUCCAUUUGGUCAAUUGAGGAGAUUUUCAUGGAGGGAAUUGCAGCUUGCUACUGAUAACUUCAGUGAAAAGAAUGUUCUUGGACAGGGGGGGUUCGGCAAGGUCUAUAAAGGAGUGCUCAAUGAUGGCAUUAAAGUUGCCGUGAAACGGUUAACUGAUUAUGAGAGUCCUGGGGGAGAUGCUGCAUUUCAGCGAGAAGUUGAGAUGAUAAGUGUGGCUGUUCAUAGGAAUCUCUUACGGCUUAUAGGAUUUUGCACCACACCGACUGAACGCCUGCUAGUAUACCCAUAUAUGCAGAAUCUAAGUGUUGCUUAUCGUCUACGACAACUUAAACCUGGGGAGCCUGUUUUGAAUUGGCCAACUAGGAAGCGUGUGGCACUGGGUACUGCACGUGGACUUGAAUACCUACAUGAGCACUGUAAUCCAAAGAUUAUUCACCGUGAUGUUAAAGCAGCUAAUGUAUUACUAGAUGAAGAUUUUGAAGCUGUAGUUGGUGAUUUUGGCCUGGCAAAGCUAGUUGACGUGAAGAAAACCAAUGUGACAACUCAAGUUCGUGGUACAAUGGGCCAUAUAGCUCCUGAAUACUUAUCCACUGGCAAAUCAUCAGAAAAAACUGAUGUUUUUGGCUAUGGAAUCAUGCUUUUGGAAAUUGUAACUGGCCAACGUGCAAUAGACUUCUCACGCCUAGAAGAAGAAGAUGAUGUCUUGUUGCUUGACCAUGUCAAAAAACUGCAAAGGGAUAAAAAACUGGAUGCAAUUGUAGACCGGAACCUGAAUAAGAACUACGAGCUGGAUGAAGUGGAGAUGAUGAUUCAGGUGGCAUUGCUGUGCACUCAGGCAUCACCGGAGGACCGUCCAGCAAUGUCGGAGGUGGUGAGGAUGCUGGAAGGAGAAGGGCUUGCUGAGAGAUGGGAAGAGUGGCAGCACGUUGAAGUCAACCGUAUGCAAGAAUACGAGAGACUUCAGAGACGAUUUGAUUGGGGAGAAGAUUCAAUGUUUAAUCAGGACGCCGUUGAGUUGUCCGGUGGAAGAUGACAAAUGAGUAAUAAUUUUGAAAAUAAAUGUUUCCUGAUAUAUAGAUGCCUGGUUGCUAAAUGGCCAGCAAUCCAUUUUUUUUAAUUUUGAGUUGCUGAUACCACAUCUUUUUAAACUUUGUAUUGCUUCUCUUAUUUAUUAGUGGAGUACUUGUUUUUUCUUGUA